AUGCCUUUACCAUCGUCCCAAUCGUCUGCGUCAUCCUCUCCCAGCCUAAAGCGGAAGCAGCCCACGAUCUCGAGCUUCUUCACGAAGAAACCCCUGGGUUCACAGCAGUCCCCUCCGAAUGAAGCCAACCGCUCACCCAGCGCCCCGAUCAACAACCCGGAAGAGCCUGAAAAUGCGGAACAUCCGGUAGAGGAAGAUGAUGAGGAGGAGAUAGUGGCCCCGGCUCCGAAACGGGCGAAGCCAAAUGGAUCACAGCAAGAAAACCGCAAGCAAAGCCCAAAGGCGAAGCCGGCGUCCCAUGCGGAGCAGGCUCCGCAGCCUGUGAGUAGCCAGCGGACCGAACUUUCGAAAUUUACUAGUUCUCCUGUGGUCGAUACGGCGGUCGAUGGGGUGAGUGAAUUAGACAACGGGGAGGCGAAAGCGCGGCAGAAAGAGAGGGAGAAACUACAUCAGAAGUUCGUUCGGAGACUUGGUGGGCCGGAUUGCCUUGUUGGAAUUGGUCGCAACAGUGUCAGCGAAACGACGAAUAUUGAGGAGGCUGGCGAAGGCGAGGAAGAUGAAGAGGCGGCGCAACCUCCACCGAAGGGGAAGGCAGCCGGGAAGAGAGGCGGAGGUAAACUCACGCCGAUGGAGAAGCAGGUAAUCGAGAUCAAAAAGAAGCACAUGGACACGAUAUUGCUUGUCGAAGUUGGGUACAAGUUUCGGUUUUUCGGUGAAGAUGCUAGGGUUGCUGCGAAGGAGCUUAGCAUUGUUUGCAUUCCUGGAAAGUUUCGAUAUGACGAACAUCCGUCAGAAGCCCACCUCGACCGUUUUGCCUCUGCAAGUAUACCCGUGCAGCGACUACAUGUCCAUGUAAAGCGCCUCGUCACCGCCGGACAUAAAGUGGGUGUGGUUAGGCAAUUGGAGACUGCUGCUCUGAAAGCAGCUGGAGAUAACCGAAACGCCCCAUUUGUUCGUAAAUUGACGAACGUUUACACCAAAAGUACCUACAUUGAUGAUAUCGAGGGCCUUGAAGGAUCUACGGUUGGAAUGUCUGGUGCUUCGGCCACCGGCUAUAUUCUUUGCAUAACGGAGACGAAUGCUCGGGGUUGGGGGAAUGAUGAGAAAGUACACGUGGGUAUUGUCGCUGUUCAGCCGACUACGGGCGAUAUCGUUUACGAUGAAUUCGAUGACGGCUUCAUGCGAAGCGAGAUAGAAACGCGACUGCUCCAUAUUGCGCCGUGCGAGCUUUUAAUUGUCGGCAAGCUAUCAAAAGCAACGGAGAAGCUCGUGCAGCAUAUUUCCGGGAGCAAGAUGAAUGUUUUUGGUGACGAAGUCCGGGUUGAAAGGGCGCCGAAGGAGAAAACUGCGGCGGCUGAAUCACAUAACCAUGUUUCGAGCUUUUACGCCGGGAAAAUGAAAUCUGCAGAUGCCGCGGAUGAUGAAGUCGCCAGUGACCUUCUCCAGAAAGUGCUCGCCUUGCCGGACCAAGUUACGAUCUGUUUAUCAUCUAUGAUCACACACAUGACCGAGUAUGGCUUGGAGCACGUUUUGCAAUUAACAAAGUACUUUCAGCAUUUCUCUUCGCGCUCUCACAUGCUCCUCAAUGGGAACACCCUGACAAGCCUUGAGAUCUACCAGAACCAGACAGAUCAUUCUUCCAAGGGUAGUCUAUUCUGGACGUUGGAUCGGACACAAACUCGGUUCGGGCAACGUUUGCUUCGAAAAUGGGUGGGGCGGCCGUUACUGGAUAAACAUCAGCUUGAGGAUCGAGUCAACGCUGUGGAAGAGUUGUUGAAUCCGGAAAACACUGUUUUGGUUGAGCGGGUCAAGGGUUUACUCGGAAAGAUCAAACACGACUUGGAGAAGGGCUUGAUCCGAGUGUACUACGGGAAGUGCUCUCGACCGGAACUCCUCACCAUUCUGCAGACAAUGCAAAUGGUAGCGCAAGAGUUCGCUGAUAUCAAGUCACCAGUGGAUACAGGGUUCACGUCUCCCGCCGUCAGCCAGGCCAUUGUGUCUCUGCCGACAAUUUUACAAGAUGUUGUGUCCUUUUUGAACAAGAUCAACAUGCAUGCAGCUAAGAGUGACGACAAGUAUGCGUUUUUCCGCGAGGAGGAAGAGACCGAGGAGAUCAGCGAGCACAAGCUUGGAAUCGGAGCCGUUGAGCAUGAGCUUCAGGAGCAUCGACCCGUAGCUGGAGAAGCUCUGGGAAAGAAAACAGUCACUUACGCCUCGGUUGCGGGUAUUGACUAUUUGGUUGAAGUUGAGAACAACUCGCCAGCCAUUAAGCGAGUGCCAGCAUCAUGGGUGAAAAUCAGCGGCACAAAGAAGGUGUCAAGAUUCCACACACCGGAAGUGAUCAAGCUGAUUCGACAGAGAGACCAGCAUAGGGAGGCCCUUGCUGCAGCGUGCGACAAAGCAUUCCUAGCCCUCCAAGGAGAUAUAGCAGCCAAUUACCAGGCUCUCCGAGACUGUGUGCAGUCCCUGGCAACUCUAGAUAGUCUGGUUUCCUUAGCCACGAUAGCCAGCCAGCCGGGCUACGUAAAGCCUGAAUAUACAGACGAUACGUGCAUCCAUGUUGAGCAAGGGCGGCAUCCGAUGGUGGAACAACUCUUGCUGGAUAGUUAUGUACCUAACGAUAUCGACUUGGACAGCGACAAAACGCGCGCGCUCUUGGUAACGGGGCCUAACAUGGGCGGGAAGUCCAGCUACGUGCGCCAAGUAGCGCUGAUUGCCAUCAUGGGACAGAUCGGCUCAUAUGUUCCCGCGCAGUCGGCAAAACUUGGGAUGCUCGAUGCGGUGUUUACUCGGAUGGGUGCAUUCGACAAUAUGCUAGCAGGCGAGUCUACAUUCAUGGUUGAACUUUCCGAGACAGCAGACAUCUUGAAGCAGGCGACGCCGCGAUCCCUGGUGAUUCUGGACGAAUUAGGACGAGGUACUUCCACUCACGACGGAGUCGCAAUUGCGCAGGCCGUUCUCGACUACAUGGUGCGGUCUAUUCAGAGCCUUACCCUCUUCAUCACGCAUUACCAGCAUCUCUCGGCCAUGGUGCACUCGUUCAGUGAGAACGAGCUGCGGAACGUGCAUAUGCGAUUCAGUGAGUCGGGUACUGGAGCGGACGAAGAUAUCACCUUUCUCUACGAAAUUGGAGAGGGUGUUGCGCAUCGCAGCUACGGUUUGAAUGUUGCGCGAUUGGCGAGUCUGCCAUCGUCGCUCCUAGAGAUGGCCAAGCAGAAGAGUGCAGAGUUGGAGGAGAAAAUCCGUCGCCGUCGACUUGCAGGACUUGUUGGAGCGGUUGGAGAUAUGAUGGGAUCGGCCGAUGAGGGGACGAUAGAGAAGCUUGUCAGCAGCAUGCAGGAACUGUAA
Aspergillus puulaauensis is the source of this 3348-nucleotide messenger RNA. RefSeq names its product mismatch repair protein MSH3 (gene msh3). Gene Ontology annotation, molecular function: mismatched DNA binding; ATP binding; ATP-dependent DNA damage sensor activity. The coding region runs from base 1 to 3348 and encodes 1115 amino acids. Gene Ontology annotation, biological process: mitotic recombination; mismatch repair. Gene Ontology annotation, cellular component: nucleus. The transcript has 3 exons. Lineage: Eukaryota; Fungi; Ascomycota; Eurotiomycetes; Eurotiales; Aspergillaceae. The record is from RefSeq and is a predicted model, not a curated record.